Neopsephotus bourkii (Bourke's parrot) is the source of this 458-nucleotide messenger RNA. It is a transcript of the gene BLOC1S1, whose product is annotated as biogenesis of lysosomal organelles complex 1 subunit 1. Gene Ontology annotation, biological process: endosomal transport. Bases 25 to 402 code for a protein of 125 amino acids. The record is from RefSeq and is a predicted model, not a curated record. Gene Ontology annotation, cellular component: BLOC-1 complex. Lineage: Eukaryota; Metazoa; Chordata; Aves; Psittaciformes; Psittacidae. The transcript has 4 exons.
CCACAGUCACGUGUCUCCGCCGCCAUGCUGUCCCGGCUGCUGAAGGAGCAUCAGUCCCGGCAGAGCGAGCGGCGCGAGCUGCAGGAGCGGAGGCGCAGGGAGGCGAUCACGGCCGCCACUCGGCUCACAGAGGCGCUGGUGGAUCACCUCAAUGUGGGCGUGGCGCAGGCCUAUGUGAACCAGCGGAAGCUGGACCACGAGGUGAAGACGCUGCAGGUCCAGGCAGCGCAGUUUGCCAAGCAGACCGGGCAAUGGAUCACCAUGGUGGAGAACUUCAACCAGGCCCUCAAGGAGAUCGGUGAUGUGGAGAACUGGGCGCGCAGCAUCGAGAUGGACAUGAGGACCAUUGCCACCGCGCUGGAGUACGUGUACAAGGGACAGCUCCAGCCACCCUGCUCCUGACCCCCCCGGGUCCCGGCCCCCCCCCCGGCACCGCAAUAAAGGCUGCUUGUGCCAUG